UGAAGCUUCUUUCGUCUUUGUAAUGUUUUUCAUGGACUAAAACAUCCAAUACCACACUACGAGGAAACAGACCACUUUAAUGGAACAAAAAUAAUAAAAGAAUGAACUUUGAAGAUAAAAUAGAAAGCAUUCUUCUUAAAUGCGGAGGUACAGAUGAAAUGCAGUCUUCAAGUGCAGUGGUUGCAGUAGGUGGUAUUUCUGAUCCAGUUGUACUAUCUACGGUGAGACAAGACAGUGAACCGAAUAUCGGGGCUAUUCCUCAUGAAGACAUCCUUUCAGAAGAUGAAAUAUUGCAGGAAGGAGCUCGUCCACAGCAGGAACUGAUUCCACAUGAUGAGCUUAUGGUCCAUGAAGAGACCAUAAAGAAUGAUGAAGAGAUGGAAGCACAAGGCCGACUUCAUCAGGAAAUGCACUAUCCUGAUAAUUUGUCUAUAAACGUAAAACAAGAACUCAGAUCUGUUGAAGCAGCUGAUCAGCAGAAGUUGGACAAAAAGCUGAGAGACCCAGUUGAUUUACAAAAAAAGAAAAAGAGGAAACAACGUUCACCUGCUAAGAUUCUGACAAUAAAUGAAGAUGGCUCGCUUGGAUUGCAGUGCCCAAAGUCUCAUAUCUGUGAGCACUGCAGUGCUGCUUUCCGCACCAACUAUCAUCUACAGAGGCAUGUUUACAUACAUACAGGUGAAAAACCAUUUCAGUGCAAUCAGUGUGAUAUGCGUUUCAUCCAGAAGUACCUCUUACAAAGACAUGAGAAGAUUCAUACUGGUGAGAAACCUUUUCACUGUGAAGAAUGUGGUAUGAGAUUUAUACAAAAGUACCACAUGGAGAGGCACAAAAGAACUCACAGUGGAGAAAAACCAUAUCAGUGUGAUUAUUGUCAUCUGUAUUUCUCCAGAACUGACCGUGUUUUAAAACAUAAAAGAAUGUGCCAUGAAAAUCGAGAAAAGAAAUCUGGUAAAAAUGCGACCAAAAUGGGAUUGCUAGCAACAGAUGAAGAUCCUCAUUUCUCUUCAGUUCCAGAUAUUUCACUGCCAAAGAAAAAAAGACAAAAAACAGGUGAGAAAGCAAAGAAUACAGGGACAUCAGAUAAAGAAAAUCCAGCAGAAAAACAUGAACAAAAGAAAGACAAAAGUGACUUUUUACCAUUGUACUCUAUCACCUCUAAAGUGAAAGAUGAGUACAUGGUGGCAGAAUAUGCUGUUGAGCUCCCUCAUUCUUCUGAUGGUAGCGCUCAUUUGGAAGAAACAACAUCAGGUGAUAUUCACCCACCUAAACUUGUCCUUAAAAAGGUUAGCAAAAGAAGUCAGAAAAACCUUCUAGAACAGAGCCAAGCAAUAUCCCCAUAUGACGAGAGUAAAGUGAGUAAGUACGCAUUUGAACUUGUAGAUAAACAGUCUCUCUUAGAUUCAGAAGGCAAUGUUGACAUUGACUCCGUUGAUACUUUACAAGAUGGACCCAGCAAGCCUGUGCACAGUAGUAACAACUAUGAUGAUGCAAUGCAGUUUUUGAAGAAGAAGAGGUAUUUGCAAGCAGCCACUAAUAAUAGCAGCAGAGAUUAUGCUCUGAGUGUGGGUACUAUAGCUUCCCAGCCUUCAGUCACUCAAGCAGCUGUAGCAAGUGUCAUUGAUGAAAAUACUACAGCAUCUCUACUGGACACACAAGCACUUAAUGCAGAAAUUAAAGCUAACCCCGAUAAAAAUGUAAUCCCUGAUGAGGUACUGCAGACUUUGCUUGACCAUUACUCACACAAAGCUAAUGGACAACAUGAAAUUUCCUUCAGUGUUGGUGAUACUGAAGUGACCUCUAGCCUGUCGAUUAACUCUGCAGAUGCACCCGAGGCUUCCCAGGCUGAGACUGUUGGAACUAGCGCACAAGCUUCUGCAGUAGAGAAAGCCAAUAUAUUUCAAGAAUAUUCAAAAUUUCUUCAGCAGGCUUUAGACCGAACUAGCCAGAAUGAUACUUACUUAAAUAAUACAGGUCUUGCUUUUGUAACAGACAGUACAGGUCUUACAAGCCAAACUGUGUUUUCUCCAUUAGAUAAACAGGUUUAUGCAUCAAUGACUGUUGGAGGGUUUCGGCCAGCGAUAAACUCUCCGUUAAGAACAUCUUCAGACAAGUCGCAUUUUGGAUUAUUAGUUGGAGAGUCCCCAAACCCCUUUACAUUUGCAAAUGAUGAACCAAACCACGCAGCUAGUUCAACGCCACAAGAUUUUUUGGAUCAGGUGACAGUUCAGAAAAAGGCUGAAGCUCAGCCUGUACAUCAGACCUACCAACUUGGCAGUUUUGAACAGCCAUUUAGAGCCCAGUAUCAUGGUGCGAGAUCUGCAUUACCAUCUCAGUUUAACAAUGCCAGUGGACAGAUUAACCUGCGUGGCCCUGGAACAAGCCCAGACUUUCCAGAGUUCUCUUUGGUGAAUGUUGCUGAGAGCAGGUCUCAGAUGACUUCUUCACCAGAUACCCAGACUAGCCAAACGUUUGGCUGAAAAACCUCUUUGGAAAUACAACAAGCACUUUAGAAUGGCUGUGUUAAUGAGAAUGGAUUGCUCUUUAUAAGAUGAAGUGCAAAAAAUUGAACUAGACAAUGUGUUAAUACAGGUACUGUAAAAAUUGACACCAUUAUCAUAAUUCUUCAUUUAGUUUCUCUACUUUCAAAAUAUGUAUUAUGUUUGGAACGUUUAUCAUUUAUUUGUACUUUGAUAAGUAGUGCUGUUAAUAAAAAAGACAACAGGUUAUCUGCUCUGGCAUAAACACCAUGGUAGGGCUGUAUUUUUAUCAUUUGGGUAUUGAGGUGUAAUAUACCUGUGGGUUAAAGUAACGUUGCAAUGAUAAGCAAGUUCAUUUGAUAGAAGAAGCCAAAUCUCUGUGACAGGGAGAUAUUUUUCAGAACUGAGUACUUUAUAAUUGAUGUGUUUAUACAAAGAUUAUACUGCCUUGUUGCAAUCGCCAUUUUUCUUUCUGCCUUAAAAAGGCUACUCUGUAAUAAUGGAAUUGAAAAUAGGUACCUGAAGUAGUAUAGUUAGUAUUAAAUUGUGCUUCCUUUAAGCAUA
This is a messenger RNA of Protopterus annectens (West African lungfish), 3044 nucleotides long. It is a transcript of the gene ZNF148, whose product is annotated as zinc finger protein 148. Gene Ontology annotation, molecular function: RNA polymerase II cis-regulatory region sequence-specific DNA binding; DNA-binding transcription factor activity, RNA polymerase II-specific. Bases 102 to 2480 code for a protein of 792 amino acids. The transcript is spliced from 7 exons. The record is from RefSeq and is a predicted model, not a curated record. Gene Ontology annotation, biological process: regulation of transcription by RNA polymerase II. NCBI's taxonomy places the organism in Eukaryota, Metazoa, Chordata, Ceratodontiformes, Protopteridae. Gene Ontology annotation, cellular component: nucleus.